This is a messenger RNA of Symphalangus syndactylus (siamang), 3535 nucleotides long. It is a transcript of the gene AARS1, whose product is annotated as alanyl-tRNA synthetase 1. Gene Ontology annotation, cellular component: cytoplasm; mitochondrion. Gene Ontology annotation, biological process: alanyl-tRNA aminoacylation. Gene Ontology annotation, molecular function: nucleic acid binding; ATP binding; aminoacyl-tRNA deacylase activity. The record is from RefSeq and is a predicted model, not a curated record. Lineage: Eukaryota; Metazoa; Chordata; Mammalia; Primates; Hylobatidae.
GUCUCCUUCAGCCACCCAGGCUGGAGUGCAGUGGUGCGAUCUUGGCUUACUGCAACCACCAUCUCCCGGGUUCAAGUGAUUCUCCCGUCUCAGCCUCCUGAGUAGCUGGGAUUAUAGGCACUCGCCAUCAUGCCCAGCUAAUUUUUGUAUUUUAGUAGAGACGGGGUUUCACCAUGUUGGCCAGGCUGGUCUUCAACUCCUGACAUCAGUUCUUUGGGGUGACUUUCAAGAUGGACUCUACUCUAACAGCAAGUGAAAUCCGGCAGCGAUUUAUAGAUUUCUUCAAGAGGAACGAGCAUACCUAUGUUCACUCGUCUGCCACCAUCCCAUUGGAUGACCCCACUUUGCUCUUUGCCAACGCAGGCAUGAACCAGUUUAAACCCAUCUUCCUGAACACAAUUGACCCAUCUCACCCCAUGGCAAAGCUGAGCAGAGCCGCCAAUACCCAGAAAUGCAUCCGGGCUGGGGGCAAACAUAAUGACCUGGACGAUGUGGGCAAGGAUGUCUAUCAUCACACCUUCUUCGAGAUGUUGGGCUCUUGGUCUUUUGGAGAUUACUUUAAGGAAUUGGCAUGUAAGAUGGCUCUGGAACUCCUCACCCAAGAGUUCGGCAUUCCCAUUGAAAGACUUUAUGUCACUUACUUUGGUGGGGAUGAAGCAGCUGGCUUAGAACCAGAUCUGGAAUGCAAACAGAUCUGGCAAAAUUUGGGGCUGGAUGACACCAAAAUCCUCCCAGGCAACAUGAAGGAUAACUUCUGGGAGAUGGGUGACACGGGCCCCUGUGGUCCUUGCAGUGAGAUCCACUACGACCGGAUUGGUGGUCGGGACGCCGCACACCUUGUCAACCAGGAUGACCCUAAUGUGCUGGAGAUCUGGAACCUUGUCUUCAUCCAGUAUAACAGGGAAGCUGAUGGCAUACUGAAACCUCUUCCCAAGAAAAGCAUUGACACAGGGAUGGGCUUGGAGCGACUGGUAUCUGUGCUGCAGAAUAAGAUGUCCAACUAUGACACUGACCUUUUUGUCCCUUACUUUGAAGCCAUUCAGAAGGGCACAGGUGCCCGACCAUACACUGGGAAAGUUGGUGCUGAGGAUGCCGAUGGGAUUGACAUGGCCUACCGGGUGCUGGCUGACCACGCUCGGACCAUCACUGUGGCACUGGCUGACGGUGGCCGGCCUGACAACACGGGGCGCGGAUAUGUGUUGAGACGGAUUCUCCGCCGAGCUGUCCGAUACGCCCAUGAAAAGCUCAAUGCCAGCAGGGGCUUCUUUGCUACGUUAGUGGAUGUUGUCGUCCAGUCCCUGGGAGAUGCAUUUCCUGAGCUGAAGAAGGACCCAGACAUGGUGAAGGACAUCAUUAAUGAAGAAGAGGUGCAGUUCCUCAAGACUCUCAGCAGAGGGCGUCGUAUCCUGGACAGGAAAAUUCAGAGCCUCGGAGACAGCAAGAACAUUCCCGGAGACACUGCUUGGCUCCUCUAUGAUACCUACGGGUUUCCAGUGGAUCUGACUGGACUGAUUGCUGAAGAGAAGGGCCUGGUGGUAGACAUGGAUGGCUUUGAAGAGGAGAGGAAACUAGCCCAGCUGAAAUCACAGGGCAAGGGAGCUGGUGGGGAAGACCUCAUUAUGCUGGACAUUUACGCUAUCGAAGAGCUCCGGGCACGGGGUCUGGAGGUCACAGAUGAUUCCCCAAAGUACAAUUACCAUUUGGACUCUAGUGGUAGCUACGUAUUUGAGAACACAGUGGCUACGGUGAUGGCUCUGCGCAGGGAGAAGAUGUUCGUGGAAGAGGUGUCCACAGGCCAGGAGUGUGGAGUGGUGCUGGACAAGACCUGUUUCUAUGCUGAGCAAGGGGGGCAGAUCUAUGACGAAGGCUACUUGGUGAAGGUGGAUGACAGCAGUGAGGAUAAAACAGAGUUUACAGUCAAGAAUGCUCAGGUCCGAGGAGGGUAUGUGCUACACAUUGGAACGAUCUACGGUGACCUGAAAGUGGGAGAUCAGGUCCGGCUGUUUAUUGAUGAGCCCCGACGAAGACCCAUCAUGAGCAACCACACAGCUACGCACAUUCUGAACUUCGCCCUGCGCUCAGUGCUUGGGGAAGCUGACCAGAAAGGCUCGUUGGUUGCUCCUGACCGCCUUAGAUUUGACUUUACUGCCAAGGGAGCCAUGUCCACCCAACAGAUCAAGAAGGCUGAAGAGAUUGCUAAUGAGAUGAUUGAGGCAGCCAAGCCCGUCUAUACCCAGGAUUGCCCCCUGGCGGCAGCGAAAGCCAUCCAAGGCCUACGGGCUGUGUUUGAUGAGACCUAUCCUGACCCUGUGCGAGUCGUCUCCAUUGGGGUUCCGGUGUCCGAGCUGCUGGAUGACCCCUCUGGGCCUGCUGGCUCCCUGACUUCUGUUGAGUUCUGUGGGGGAACUGUGACCUCCAGCCAAGGGCUGCCAGGGCAUCUUUCACUAUGGACUUUGUGCUCUGCCAUCAGGCACCUGCGGAACUCGAGUCACGCAGGAGCUUUUGUGAUCGUGACGGAAGAAGCCAUUGCCAAGGGCAUCCGGAGGAUUGUGGCUGUCACAGGUGCCGAAGCCCAGAAGGCCCUCAGGAAAGCAGAGAGCUUGAAGAAAUCUCUCUCUGUAAUGGAAGGCAAAGUGAAGGGCCAGACUGCUCCCAACAAGGAUGUGCAGCGGGAGAUCGCUGACCUUGGAGAGGCCCUGGCCACUGCAGUCAUCCCCCAGUGGCAGAAGGAUGAAUUGCGGGAGACUCUCAAAUCCCUAAAGAAGGUCAUGGAUGACCUGGACCGAGCCAGCAAAGCCGAUGUCCAGAAACGAGUGUUAGAGAAGACAAAGCAGCUCAUCGACAGCAACCCCAACCAGCCCCUCGUCAUCCUGGAGAUGGAGAGCGGCGCCUCAGCCAAGGCCCUGAAUGAAGCCUUGAAGCUCUUCAAGACAUACUCCCCUCAGACAUCUGCCAUGCUUUUUACGGUGGACAACGAGGCUGGCAAGAUCACGUGCCUGUGUCAAGUCCCCCAGAAUGCAGCCAAUCGGGGCUUAAAAGCCAGCGAGUGGGUGCAGCAGGUGUCAGGCCUGAUGGAUGGUAAAGGUGGUGGCAAGGAUGUGUCUGCACAGGCCACAGGCAAGAACGUUGGCUGCCUGCACGAGGCACUGCAGCUGGCCACUUCCUUCGCCCAGCUGCGCCUCGGAGAUGUAAAGAACUGAGUGAGGGAGGAGUCGGCUCCCACUGGAUCCAUUCAUCUAGCCCGGAGCUCUUCAUCUGCUACAAGAACAUUUCAAUCUUGGGACCUUUAAAGAGCCCGUCCUAACUCAGCAGUAACUGGAACACACCUGGGAGCACUCCCGUGUCUCAGUGCCCCUUAAAUUUUUGCCCUGAGCCUUCCAAGUCAGUGCCAUCGGUCUAGAACCACUACCCACACAUUGCUGUUGAUCGUCACGCUCGCAUCUAUAGAUAACGGCUCUCCAGACCUGAGCUUUCUGCGUCAGCAAGUAGGAAUCAUUUUUGCUGCAGAGAAUAAAGGACCACAUGCAAUACUUAA